This is a messenger RNA of Mollisia scopiformis, 1509 nucleotides long. RefSeq names its product general substrate transporter. Lineage: Eukaryota; Fungi; Ascomycota; Leotiomycetes; Helotiales; Mollisiaceae. The coding region runs from base 1 to 1509 and encodes 502 amino acids. Gene Ontology annotation, cellular component: membrane. Gene Ontology annotation, biological process: transmembrane transport; carbohydrate transport. The record is from RefSeq and is a predicted model, not a curated record. Gene Ontology annotation, molecular function: carbohydrate:proton symporter activity. The transcript has 4 exons.
AUGGACCACAGUCCUAAAUACCUGGGGAUGCGCGGAGCGCGCCUCAAGGUCGCUAUGGUGCUGCUUGUUGUUGCGCCAAGUUUUCUUCUGUUUGGAUACAACAAUGGUUCAACAGGAGGAAUUCUCACACUCGAGAGCUUUGUGCAUCAAUUCCCGAAACUCGACACUGUCAAUACGAAAGGCAGUGUCAAAGCUCACAAUUCGUUGGUGAAAGGCGCCGUCACAGCAGCAUAUGACUUAGGAGCCGUUUUCGGAUCUCUGAGCUGUAUUAUGUACAGUGACAAGAUUGGUCGAAUUCGCACGAUUCUUGCAGGCUUGAUACUAGCUAUCAUCGCUCUGGCUAUUGAGUCCUCGGCAUAUACGGUCGCUCAAUUCACCAUCGGUCGAGUCCUCGUCGGUUGGGCCAUCGGAACCAUCUCAGCAUCUGUUCCUGUGUGGCAGACAGAGUGUUCGACUACCAAGCAUCGAGGAGCUUUCGUCAUCUUGGAAGGUCUCUGCAUCAGCGCUGGUAUCACGACCUCUGAAUGGGUGACUUAUGCAUUCACAUUUGCCUUCUCUUCCUCCGCGGAAUGGCGAGUCCCGCUCGUUCUCCCGGUUGUAUUUGCUCUGUUCGUAAUGCCGUUCUUGUUUUUCAUGCCUGAAUCGCCGCGCUGGCUCUGCCAAGGACGUCUCGAGGAAGCGAGAAGAACACUUGCCGCUCUGGCAGACGAGGAUCUGUACUCUCUCGACGUCAGUGCAGAAAUGGAUCGUAUUCAGCUAUCGUUGGAGAGCUCGAGGGGAAGCUUGAAACUGCUGCUCACAAACGGCAAAGAACGCUACUUGCACCGGACCAUUUUGGCCAUGACAGAUCUCGGAUUCAAGGCUAACAAGUCCCGCAUCUUGAGCUGCACCUUGGUCACCGCCCAAACAUGCUGUUCUCUCAUCCCACUCUUCACCGUCGAUCGCUUUGGGCGGAGAAAACUCCUCAUGUUCAGCGCUGCUGGCCUCGCUGUAUGUAUGGCUGUGAUGGCAGGCACAGGUGGCUCGUCUACAACCGCGAGUGCUGCCGUUGUAUUCAUAUACCUAUACGACUUUUUCUACCCAAUCGGCUUCCUCGGCUUGACAUUCCUGUACGCCACAGAAAUUGCUCCCAUCCGCAUGCGAGUACCCAUUACAGCCAUAGCCAACGCCACGCAAUGGCUGUGUCAAUUCGUCGUUGGCCAGAUCUCUCCUCCCGGGACGACUAAUCUGUCCAACCGCUACUGGAUCAUAUUUGCCGUCUUGAACGUCAGCUUCGUACCGAUCGUGUUCUUCUUCUUCCCGGAGACAAAUGGCAGAUCCCUUGAAGAAAUUGAUCACAUCUUCGAAAAUUCUCACGUUUUCAAUGUCGUGAGUACUGCGCGGAAGUUGCCUUACCAGACGAACCAAGAUCUAGAAGAUAUGCUGCACGAUAAGGCAGGUCAGGAGCAGCCGAAGCACGUCGAAGACACAGACACCGACAAGGAAGGUGGAAAGAUGUCAAAAGCGUGA